Parnassius apollo (apollo) is the source of this 5016-nucleotide messenger RNA. The record is from the annotation of a GenBank genome assembly. Lineage: Eukaryota; Metazoa; Arthropoda; Insecta; Lepidoptera; Papilionidae.
AUGGACGAGCUACGGGCUUUUUUUAAUAAUCCGUUCCCAUCUAGUUCUCAAGUUACAAAACUUCGAGGUCCAAUUACUGGUGGACAUAGGGUUACAAAAGAAGAUAAUAUCAAUCAACUUAACAGACCUGAAGAGCACCGCCGGUCCGUUGUUGUAAGCGGGACAGACUAUGCCCGCGAAAUCAAGGAAAGGGAGACAGAAAUUUAUUUAAAGAAUGAGAGAGAGAGAGAAAAGUACGAGAGUAUUGCUGGUGGACUAGAUUCCAUGGAGCAGCUUUCAACAUGGGGCACCUCAAUGCAAAAUAUUGAAAAAUUAACGGAAGAAGCAAUGACUGAAGUGUAUAGCAAAUACUCUUUCCAAAGGAAGGAGGAAGCAAACAACUUAGCUAUAAAUGAGUUCCGACAGCAGAUUCUAGAUCGUAUCUCAGGAUUUCCAGUAGUAAUAAUUGAAGGUCCAACAGGAUGUGGAAAAACAACACAAGUACCUCAAUGGAUUCUUGAUGAUUCAUAUAAAAAUCGUAAACCUUGCAAAAUUGUGGUGACUCAGCCAAGAAGAAUAGCAGCUAUAUCAAUAGCUAAAAGAGUAGCUCAGGAACGUGGUUGGGACCUUGGUGGUAUUGUUGGAUACCAGGUGGCGCUUGAGAGUCGAGUCUCAAAUGAUACUCGCAUUCAUUAUGUGACAACCGGUUUACUGCUACAAAAAUUAGUUUCUGCCAAAAAUAUGAAUGAAUACACGCACGUUAUAUUGGAUGAAGUGCAUGAACGUGGACAGGAGAUGGACUUCCUUCUGCUUGUUGUCAAAAAGCUACUUUAUACAGUAUCUCCGCGGGUCAAAGUUGUACUCAUGUCAGCGACAUUCAAUAGAAAGGCCUUCGCCGACUACUUUAUGAUACCGACGCCACGUGGCCUGCAGAUGUCUACAUGUAUUAAAGUGGUGAAGAAAGAGCCAAUGUUCACAGUGAAGACUUUCUAUUUGAAUCACUUGAAUAAGUUUGGAUCUAUACUUCAACAAGCCAUGCCUAAAGGCGAAGUACCCGGCAUUAAUCCUGAAAUGCAUCAUUUGGUAAUCAAGCUGAUAAAUGCGUUUGAGCAGAUAGAUAAACAAGAAGAUAGCUAUACAGACCGAUCACAGGCUGACUUACCUUCGGUAUUAAUAUUUCUGCCUGGCAUUAAUGAAAUUGAGGAGCUGUAUGCAUGCUUGACUGAUGGUGCAUUGAGAACGAAGAUAUGUGAUAAAGAAUGUGCGAGAUAUAAUUGGUGGGUUUUGCCAUUGCACUCGACUAUUACCGCUGACGAACAGGUCCGCGUGUUUCAACGAGCGCCGGUCGGACAUCGAAAGAUCAUCCUCGCGACAAACAUUGCUGAGAGUUCUAUCACUGUACCUGAUGUUAAGUAUGUGAUUGAUUACUGCCUAAUGAAGGUGCUUGUGGCCGACGAGAAUACAAACUUCACAUCACUGCAGUUAUCGUGGGCUUCAAAAACCAACUGCGAACAACGAGCUGGUCGUGCCGGUCGUGUGCGUGAUGGACGCGUCUAUCGCCUUGUAACUGACAAGUUUUAUGCAAACCUUCCAGAUGAAUGUACUCCCGAGAUAAUUCGCUGUCCGCUUGAGAGAUUGGUAUUACUAGCAAAAAUGUUGGAUAUGGGACCACCCAGUGAUAUUUUGGCACUUGCUAUGGAUCCACCCGACAUGUCCAACAUACACAGGACAAUUCUUGUGCUAAAAGAGGUGGGAGCUUUGAAAAAAACUCUAAGAGAUGAGUGGUGUGUGUCCGAUGGUGACAUCACGUAUUUAGGUCGCAUCAUGGCCAAAUUACCACUCGACGUAAGGGUAUCCAAGCUCAUUAUGUUAGGAUAUAUAUAUGGAUGUUUUGAGGAGAGCAUUAUUAUGGCGGCUGCCAUGUCAGUGAAGAACGUGUUCAGCAGUCCCUUCCGCGAACGAUUGAACGCCUAUAACUCAAAACUUACAUGGGCUGAUGGAUCCACGAGUGACAGUAUUGCUUUUCUUAAUGUGUAUAAGGUAUGGAACCAUUUACGCCAGUUAAACUACUUCAAGCAACAGGGCAACAGCGAGGCACAGUGGGCGCGUCGCUUCUACGUACAAGUGCGUGCGUUGAGAGAGUUAGAUGAUCUCGUGCGAGAGCUUCGUCUGCGUCUCUCCCGUGAGGGUCUGGAACCUAGACCUGGAACCUCGCCCUGGGCCAAGCAUGAGAUUAAUCUGGUGCUCAAAGUGCUGCUGGCGGGCGCGUUCUACCCGCAGUACUUCGUGCAGGCGUCGCUGGACGAGGCACGCGAGUGCGAGGCGGUACGCACGCUGGGCGGGCUGGACCCGCGGCGCUCGGUGUACCUGCGCGGCUUCCCGCCGCACCAGCCGCCCGCGCCCUACGCGCCCGCCGUGCGCGAGGCAGUGCGCCGUGCGCUCGGCGACGACCCCAGCGUCUCCUUCGACACAAACAGCAGAAAGAUAUAUCUAACUUUCUCGGAAGGAAGCGACAACUCGAAACGCGAUAAAGACAAAACGGGAGACCCGACAAUACCCGGACAAGUUGUGCUACCCAUUUACAAAGCGAUUAAGGCUCGGCAGUUAAAAAUGGAUAUAAGAAUUCAGCUUUUGCCGUUAGAGAAAGCGAAUGAACUCGCGGCUGCCCUAGAGAUGAGCAAUAUGAAUGUUGAUAUAGAGAAAAUGGUACCUCGGUUGCCUGAAGUUGAUGAUACACACUUUCCACUCAAGAUAUCUCAAUUGAUAUCGGUGAGCAAGUUCUGGGUGCAGUACGACGACGAGUCGACCGCGUGCGAGCUGCGCCAGAUUCAGGCGGCGCUCAACCGCGGCACGCUGCUGGCGGUGACGGGCGCCGUGCGCGUGGGCAGCCUGCUGGCUGCGCCCUACGCUGACAACACCGGCACCGCGUUCUACCGCGCGCGGGUGGCCGCGCUGCUGCCCCGCGAAAUGCUCGAGGUUGUGUACGUGGACUACGGCAGCUUCGGGCGCGUGGGCAAGUGCAGCGUGCGCGAGCUGCCGGCGGGCGUGUGUCGCGAGACGCCGCCGCUGGGCAUGCGCUGCGUGCUGGCCGGGCUGGCGCCCGCGCCGCUGCUGCACCACCACGCGCACUGGAGCGCGCCCGCGCUGCAGCACUUCACCAGCCUCGUCGCCAGGGGCCGCCUGCUCGGCAAGCCUGUAGCCUGGCGCCCGCGCCGCUGCUGCACCACCACGCGCACUGGAGCGCGCCCGCGCUGCAGCACUUCACCAGCCUCGUACGUCAGAGGCCGCCUGCUCGGCAAGGUACUCACGUGUUGCCGCUCUGUGUAUACUGCGCACCCACUAGCCUGUAGCCUGGCGCCCGCGCCGCUGCUGCACCACCACGCGCACUGGAGCGCUCCCGCGUUGCACCACUUUACCAGCCUCGUCGCCAGGGGCCGCCUGCUCGGCAAGGUACUCACGUGUUGCCGCUCUGUGUAUACUGCGCACCCACUAGCUUGUAGCCUGGCGCCCACGCCGCUGCUGCACCACCACGCGCACUGGAGCGCGCCCGCGCUGCAGCACUUCACCAGCCUCGUCGCCAGGGGCCGCCUGCUCGGCAAGGUACUCACGUGUUGCGCUCUGUGUAUACUGCGCACCCCACUAGCUUGUAGCCUGGCGCCCGCGCCGCUGCUGCACCACCACGCGCAUUGGAGCGCGCCCACGCUGCAGCACUUCACCAGCCUCGUCGUCAGGGGCCGCCUGCUCGGCAAGGUACUCACGUGUUGCCGCUCUGUGUAUACUGCGCACCCACUAGCCUGUAGCCUGGCGCCCGCGCCGCUGCUGCACCACCACGCGCACUGGAGCGCGCCCGCGUUGCACCACUUUACCAGCCUUGUUUACUCGGUAGUUCACGGCGUAGUAGCGAUAGAAUUGCUUGCCGAAGGAGGACGAAUCAGCGUGAACAAAGAACUGCUCGACAAGGGCUUUGCUGUUCCGUGCGAGGAAAGCUAUGAAUCAAAGUUAAAUCACGACCUUAGGCAGAACGCAACGGAGUUGAAUAUGGCUCAAAAACGAGCAUAUAACAGAGAACAAGCUGAAGCGGCAUUCUAUCAAAUGCGAGAAAUAGAACCACCUAACUAUAAAGAAUGUGACUCGGAUGUAUGCCUAAAGGGACCUUUCAGUCCAUUAGAAACAAAUGUACACAAUCUUAUGUACGCGAGCCGCGAGAAGCAAGUUCACAUUGAAUGGAAUUCCGUCAACUCAGUACUGCUUGAUACCGAACCACAGGAGCUGUAUGAACGAUUGUUAGUAGCAGCCGAGGUGGGUCAGAGCGAGAACGCGAGCACGUUAACUCUGCGGCACACCACAUUGAUGCCGAACAUACCAGGACUGCCGGCGAUUAUAGCUCUGUUGUUCUGUCCUUCUGCGGAGCUACGUCGCGACUCUGGAGCUACUCGGUACGUGAGCACUUUAUGCGGGCUCGGCAGCACUGAAGACGGUUCACCAUACUUCCCCGAGCACGACAUACUGGUUAACAUAGACGCCGAUUUGAAUGUCGAUGAUAUAGGUUUGAUUAACCAUAUCAGGCACUUGAUGGACUACAUGAUGUACUGUAGCGAAGGACAAGACACACCAACGGCUGAUGACGAGUUUCACCCUAAAGUACCUAAGUUUAUACGUGAAGAUCUCUUGAAGUUGCUGACGAAGCGGCGCAAGCACCGCGAGUCGGCGUGCGUGGCGAACGCGUGGGAGUGGCGGUCGGUGGACGAGAGCGAGCUGCUGGAGAUAAACGCGCCGGGCAUGGUGCAGCGCGCCGUCGUGUACCCGCUGCACGCGCCGCUCGAGCUGCACCCCGUCGCGCGCGAGCGCCUGCUCGAGCUCAAGCGCGACAACGACCAGCUGCGUCUCGAGGUGGCCAGGACGUCCAUUUCGGUCAGCAAGGAGUUGACGUGCAAAUUGUGCAACACAGCGCCAAUGCCCACUCACGCCAUGCGAAUACACCUCUACUCCAACGCUCACAAAGAAAAAGAAGAUGAUCUACGCUCAGUUCAGUCGUAA